This is a messenger RNA of Lodderomyces oxycetoniae, 1947 nucleotides long. RefSeq lists its product as uncharacterized. Gene Ontology annotation, molecular function: monoatomic cation transmembrane transporter activity. Gene Ontology annotation, biological process: monoatomic cation transport; transmembrane transport; intracellular calcium ion homeostasis. The coding region runs from base 1 to 1947 and encodes 648 amino acids. The record is from RefSeq and is a predicted model, not a curated record. The transcript has a single exon. NCBI's taxonomy places the organism in Eukaryota, Fungi, Ascomycota, Pichiomycetes, Serinales, Debaryomycetaceae. Gene Ontology annotation, cellular component: membrane.
AUGGUAAAGUGUCUAGUAUUACUACUUUAUGUUUUGGGUUUCCCGUUAGCUCUACUGGCAUUUCCGGAUACUGGAAAUGAUAUUGCAAUAAAUGCAUUUGAAGGUAGUGAGAACUCGAGCUUGCAAAGUAAGUGCUCUGAGGUAACCAACCAACCUUUUCUUGAACAAUGCCAAUUUGUGAAAGAACACUGCAAGGAACAGGAAAGCAUUAUCAAUUACUAUCGUCUAUAUUAUUGUCACUUCAAAUUCCUUAACGGUUUUGGUUUUGGUUUGGUUCCAAUAGGGAUCUCCCUAAUCAUUUUGUUUUUCUCAUUGGGUAUCACGGCACUGGAUUACCUAUGUCCCAACUUGCAUACAGUUUCAAAAGUAUAUUUGAAAAUCCCCGAUAAUCUAGCUGGGUUGACACUACUAGCAUUUGGUAAUAGUUCGCCGGAUAUCUUUAGUACUUACCAAGCCAUCAAAAUUGAUCUGAUAAACUUGGCAGUCUCCGAAUUGAUCGGUGCCUCGUUGUUUGUGAGUAGUUUUGUUGUUGGUUGUAUAGGUGUUAUGAAACCAUUUGAAAUACCACGGGCACUUUUUGGUACAGAUGUGAUUAUGUACCUAAUGGUUUAUUUACUAAUCACGAUAAGUUUGGUCUCGCAACAAUUGAAGUGGCCAGUAUGUGUUGCAUUGAUCACUAUAUAUAUUAUUUAUGUCACAAUUGCUAUUUAUUCACAUCGAAUGCAAAAGUCCAGAGUCCAAGCUGUUUUGCGUGAUCAACGAUUAAGGGGAAACUAUGCAGAGGCUGGAAUUAGAGGUGGAGCUGGAGAUGGAAGUGGUAUUGGAAGUGGUAUUUUGAACCAGCAGAUUGAUGACAUCUAUCUUGAUAGAAUGGCACGAUUACCUACGAUAGACGAUAUUGAUUUAGGAAGAGAAAACUUGUUUUCAGACGAUAUGGACAAUAAUGAUGUUAAUAAUAUUGGAAACUACGGAUUGAAGAAAUUGAUGAAAGACUUAUCUACAUAUUCAAAUCUAACAGGAACAAUUCAAUUGAGCGAUGAAAGACCAUUGUCGACAGAUUUAUCAGGAAACAUCCACGAUGAUCACGAUGAUCACGAUGAUUGGAGUAAAUUGGUGAGCAUUAUCUGCCCAGAGUUGUACAAUAAUUUUAACGAAAAGGUCCUUUUAGAACGAGUCUUAAUCAUAGUGCAACUUCCAAUUCGAAUUCUACUAAAAUUAUCCAUUCCAGUGAGAAGUUUUUCGAAAUCCUCCUCCGAUACAGAGACAGAGCCAGUUGACGAAUUGUUUGACUAUUCAAGUGACAGGCGUCUACUAAUAGUCCAGACAUUUAUUGGCUCUACAAUUCUAGUUUCAUCCUACACGAAAUUACCGUUUCUCAUACUGCCAAUAAUUUCUGCAUUUAUUUCUUACGCGUGCUACUACUUAUACCCCCCUACUAUUGAAUCAAGCUCAUCAUUUGCGAAACGCAUCGAGUGGAUAAAUUAUUUCGCAUCAUUUCUAGGAUUUUUCGUACCAAUUACAUGGAUUUCAAUUAUAGCUUCGGAGAUAAUCAAUAUUCUACAAGUGCUAUCAACAGUGUAUAAUCUCAGCGAUGAUAUAUUAGGAAUUACAUUAUUUGCCGUAGGGAAUUCAGUUGGAGACUUUGCAACAAACUACGCAGUUGCUCGUAUGGGUUUUCCAAUUAUGGCAUUUUCAGCGUGUUUUGGUGGACCAUUGCUUGCGUUAUGUUCAUUGGGGUUGAAUGGACUAAUUAUUGGCGGUGAUCAUCUUUAUUUGAAAAUAACCAAACCUCUUUCCAUUGGUUUUCUUACAUUGUUUUGGAACAUGCUGGUAUUGUGUAUUGGCGUUUCGCGAAAUGGGUGGGUGCUUGAUAGGAAAAUCGGAUCCAUUUUAAUAGGCAACUGGGUUGCUGGUUGCCUACUCUGUAUAGCUAGUGAAUACAUAUAG